Messenger RNA from Cinclus cinclus, 7962 nucleotides. It is a transcript of the gene FLT4, whose product is annotated as fms related receptor tyrosine kinase 4. The transcript has 30 exons. Gene Ontology annotation, molecular function: transmembrane receptor protein tyrosine kinase activity; ATP binding. NCBI's taxonomy places the organism in Eukaryota, Metazoa, Chordata, Aves, Passeriformes, Cinclidae. The record is from RefSeq and is a predicted model, not a curated record. Gene Ontology annotation, biological process: protein phosphorylation; multicellular organism development; cell surface receptor protein tyrosine kinase signaling pathway. Gene Ontology annotation, cellular component: signaling receptor complex. The coding region runs from base 78 to 4217 and encodes 1379 amino acids.
GGCGCGGCGGGAGCAGAGCUCGGGCGCGGGGCGCUCGCACCGCUCCGCAUCGCACGGACCUGCCGGCAGCCCCGGAGAUGAGGAGAGUUUGCACGCUGCCCCUCUGGCUCUGGCUCGGCAUUGUCUCGGAGGCAGAUCUGGUGAGCAGUUAUUCUAUGGCCCCUCCUACUCUGAGCGUCACCAAGGAGGAGCACGUCAUCAACGCCAAGGACACGCUGACCAUCACCUGCAGAGGCCAGCACCCUUUGGAGUGGUCCUGGCCAGGGGGCAAGAUGGAUCCUGCAGGGAAGGAGAAGACUGAGCUGGUGACCACAGCAGCCCCCAGCAGAGACCGGGAAAUCCAAGAGGAAGACUGCGAGGGGACAGGCACGAAGCCCUACUGCAAGGUGCUGGUGCUGAUGGAAGCACAGGCGAAUGAUACAGGCUCCUACCGCUGCUCCUACAAGUACAUUGAUGCCAAAAUCGAGGGCACCACAGCAGUCAGCACCUAUGUGUUUGUGAGAGAUUUUGAACAGCCAUUUGUCAAUAAGCCAGAGAUCCUCCUCAUCAACAAGGAGAACGCUUGGAUACCAUGCCUCGUGUCUAUCCCAGAUCUUAACGUCACACUGACUUCGCAAAAUAUCUUCAUCCACCCUGAUGGAAAAAGCACUUUCUGGGACAACAAGAAGGGAAUGCAGGUACCCACACACUUGAUCAGGGACUUUUUGUAUGUCCACUGUGAGACUGUAAUCGACAAGAAGGUCUUCAAAUCCAAUUUAUUCAUCAUCCAUAUUACAGGGAAUGAGCUGUAUGACAUCCAUCUGUAUCCCAAGAAAGCCGUGGAGCUGCUAGUGGGAGAGAAACUGGUCUUGAACUGCACAGUGUGGGCUGAGUUCAACUCCGGUGUCCGCUUCCAGUGGACUUACCCUGGCGAACAGAUGAAGCGAGCAGUGAUCGAGUCCGAGCGCUGGUCCCUGCAGACACAGACGGAGCUCUCCAGUGUCCUGACCCUCCACAAUAUCAGCCAGCAGGACCUGGGGAAGUACACAUGCACUGCCGCCACUGAUGCCCAGAUUCUGAAGGAGAGCAUUGAUGUCAUUGUGCAUGAAAAGCCCUUCAUCACUGUGGAGUGGAGGAAGGGCCCGGUGAUAGAAGCCACGGCAGGAGAUGAAGCCGUGAAGCUGCCAGUGAAAGUCGUGGCUUACCCCCCACCAGACUUCCAGUGGUACAAGGAUGGAAAGCUAAUUCCCAAGCAAUCUCAAUCUUCAAUGCAGAUCAAGGAUGUGUCGGAGCAGCACGCUGGGACAUACACGCUGGUUCUGCGGAACAGGCUGGCGGGGCUGGAGAAGCACAUCAGCCUCCAGUUAAUCGUCAAUGUUCCUCCACGCAUCCAUGAAAAGGAAGCCUCUUCCCCAAGCAUCUACUCCAAGAGGAGCCCCCAGGCUCUCACCUGCACUGUCUAUGGCAUCCCAGCACCAGAGGUGAUCCAGUGGCAGUGGAGGCCAUGGAUGCCCUGUCGGAUGUUCUCCCGACGCAGCCUCAAUAGCAGGCACCGGGCAGCAAGGCGCCAUCAGCGAGACCGGAUGCCCGAGUGCAAGGACUGGAAAGAUGUGUCACAGCAGGAUGCCGUGAACCCCAUCGAGAGCAUUGACACCUGGGUGGAGUUGGUGGAGGGACGGAACAAGACAGUCAGCAAACUGGCCAUCCAGGAGGCCAAUGUCUCAGCCAUGUACAAGUGUAUUGCCUCUAAUAAAGUGGGUCGAGAUGAGCGGCUGAUCUACUUCUAUGUGACGACCAUUCCAGAUGGGUUUGAGAUUGAGUCGCAGCCCUCAGAAGAGCCCAUAGAGGGGCAGGACCUACAGCUGAGCUGCAAUGCAGACAACUACACCUAUGAGAACCUGCAGUGGUAUCGGCUGAACCUCUCCAAGCUCCACGAUGAAGAGGGCAACCCCCUCGUGCUGGACUGUAAGAACGUCCACCACUAUGCCACCAAGAUGCAGGGGGAGCUGCGCUUCCAGCCUGACUCCAACGAUGCGACCUUGCUGCUCACCAUCCCAAACAUCUCCCUGGAUGAGGAGGGAGAUUAUGUGUGUGAGGUGCAGAACAGGAAGACCCGGGAGAAACACUGCCACAAGAAAUACAUCUCUGUGCAGGCCCUGGAGAUCCCCCGCCUCAAGCAGAACCUGACAGACAUUUGGGUGAAUGUCAGCGAUUCCAUAGAGAUGCGCUGUAAGGUGGACGGCAACCACGUUCCUGAAAUCAGCUGGUACAAAGACGAGAAACUGGUGGAAGAAGUGUCAGGGAUUGACCUGGCAGACUUCAACCAGAGGCUGAGCAUUCAGAGGGUGAGGGAGGAGGAUGCUGGCCUCUACCUGUGCAGCGUCUGCAAUGCUAAGGGCUGUGUGAACUCCUCAGCCAGUGUCUCCGUGGAAGGCUCUGAUGACAGGACAAAUGUGGAGAUUGUCAUCCUGAUUGGGACUGGAGUUAUUGCUGUUUUCUUCUGGAUCUUACUUAUUCUCAUCUUCUGCAACAUCAAGAGGCCGGCCCACGCAGACAUCAAGACAGGCUACCUCUCCAUCAUCAUGGACCCUGGCGAGGUGCCCUUGGAGGAGCAGUGCGAGUACCUGCCCUAUGAUUCCAGCAAGUGGGAGUUCCCACGAGACCGCCUGCGCUUGGGUAAAGUCCUAGGUCAUGGUGCCUUCGGAAAGGUGGUGGAAGCAUCAGCAUUUGGGAUCAACAAAAGUAACAGCUGUGAGACUGUAGCAGUCAAAAUGCUGAAAGAGGGGGCUACUGCAAGCGAGCACAAGGCACUGAUGUCAGAGCUGAAGAUCCUCAUUCACAUCGGGAAUCACCUCAACGUGGUGAAUUUGCUGGGUGCCUGUACCAAACCCAAUGGUCCACUCAUGGUUAUUGUUGAGUUCUGCAAGUAUGGAAACCUCUCCAACUACCUGCGGACCAAGAGGGAAGGAUUCAGUCCUUACAGAGAGAAGUCUCCCAGGCUGCGCAUUCAGGUGCAGUCCAUCGUGCAGGCAGUGAGAGCAGACAGGAGGAGCCGCUCUGGGACCAGCGACAGCGCCAUCUUCCACCGCUUCCUGAUGCACAAGAGCUGCACGGCACUGCCCAUCCAGGAAGUGGAUGACUUGUGGCAAAGUCCCUUGACAAUGGAAGACCUCAUCUGUUACAGCUUCCAGGUAGCACGUGGCAUGGAAUUCCUGGCAUCCCGAAAGUGCAUCCACAGAGACCUGGCGGCUCGCAAUAUCCUGCUGUCAGAAAACAACGUGGUAAAGAUUUGUGACUUUGGCCUGGCCAGGGACAUCUACAAGGACCCCGACUAUGUCAGGAAAGGCAGUGCCCGUCUCCCACUGAAGUGGAUGGCUCCAGAAAGCAUCUUUGACAAGGUCUACACUACCCAGAGUGAUGUCUGGUCUUUUGGGGUCCUUCUCUGGGAAAUCUUCUCAUUAGGGGCAUCUCCAUAUCCUGGAGUCCAGAUCAAUGAGGAGUUCUGCCAGAGGCUCAAAGAUGGUACCAGAAUGAGAGCCCCAGAGUAUGCCACAGCAGAAAUCUACCGUAUAAUGCUGAGCUGCUGGCACGGCGAUCCCAAGGAGAGACCAACUUUCUCUGACCUUGUGGAGAUACUGGGCAACCUUCUUCAGGAAAACGUCCAGCAGCAGGAAGGGAAAGAUUACAUCCCGCUGAAUGACUCUCACAGCUCAGAAGAUGAUGGUUUCUCCCAGGUGCCUUCCUCUGCCCAGCAAAACUCAGAUGAAGAGGACUUCGACAUGAGGAUACGCUGCCACAGCCUAGCAGCAAGAUACUACAACUGCGUCUCAUUCCCUGGUUGUUUGACUGGAGGAAAUCAGAUCAGGUGUCCAUCCAGGAUAAAGACAUUUGAAGAGUUUCCCAUGACACACACAAUGUACAAGGCACACCCGGACAAUCAGACAGACAGUGGCAUGGUUCUGGCAUCUGAGGAAUUUGAGAGGAUAGAAAACCGACACAGAAAAGAAGGUGGAUUCAGCAGUAAAGGGCCCAGUCGAACCGGGGAGCUGUCAGGGGAGCAGUCGGACCUGUGGGGCAGAUGUCGGCCGUCAUAUGGGUCCCAAGUCGGAGGCCAGACUUUUUACAACAGUGAAUACGGGGAGCUGUCGGAACACUCUGAGGAUGGCAGCUGCACCCCGCCUGGAGAGGGGGCCAGUCCCCCCACUCUCCAUGCUUCCUUCUUCUCCGAGCAAUACUAACGGCACCAGGCCCUGGAGGCAAUUGCCAAGGCCCUCCAGGCACAUCAUCAGGGUCACUCAGAGCUUCUCCUUCAACCUAUGCCCAAACCCAACAGGAUAACUACCCCAAACGGACAGGGAACACUGAUGUCCUUGGAACUGCAGCAUGAACCAUGCAGCACCUCCAGCUGCAGCUUCCCUGUGUCGCGACUGGAGAGAGCACCUCACUGAUUUCUCAUGUUUCUUUUAUUCCUGAACCUCAGACAGAUGCAUUCUGCUGGAGAGUGGGUGCCUGUGUUCAGCAUUAUGGCACCUUCUGCCUAACAUCCAGCCUUCACUCAGAUCAGCUUCCCAUUCAGAAAACCCAUUUCAGGUCAGAUAUAAAUAGAUCUGUCUUAGUCUCAAGUUUCUUCCUGGUGUGCAGCCUGAAUGUUUUUCCUUGGAUUGCUUCUUCCUCCCCUCAUCAUGAUGUCAGUUGCUGAGCUGUGAAGCAGAAUCAAAGGGAAGAAAUCCCUAGAGGUAUUAGCAACAAGCACAGGACAUUUUAAAGAGGUAUAUGGGGAGAUCCCAAGGGGUCUUUGUAAAUGAUCAUAUGUGCUGCUCAUCCUGAGUAGGUGCCAGCCUCUCCAUCUCCUCUGCAAGCAACACCCACACCCUUCUCAUCUCUGCUGGGGGGAAAGCUGCCAAUCUGCUUUAUCACUAGGAUUAUUUUAGCCAUCUCAACACAGCUAGUGCUGAGUAGGUCAUCAGCUGAUGGCUAAAGUGCUCCCGGUGAGAUAAACAGCAAUUUUUUUGCAGGCCUUGUGCAAAACAGAUUCUUUUAGAGCAGGUUACUCACAGGUUUGCUGCUUUUGCCUUCCCCUUCUCCCAGAUUGGUGCUGAGAUCAUUUGUUGCUCAAGUGAGAAAUUAAAGCAAAGCUAGGUUAAUUUGAGCUGGUUUCUAAACAUAGAAUUCGCUGGGAGGAAAAAGAUCAAAAGGGCAGGGAGUGAAAUGUUUAUUUUCAAGCUGCUGCAAAGCAUUUUGGAAACAAUGGAAGGAACAUUGCUCCAGCAAUAAGGUGCUCUGGGUUGCAUCCCCUUGUAUGUUGACAUCACUGAACACAUGCAGCCCAGGAUCUGGCCAGGAUUCAAGGCCUAAUUCUCCUGGAUGGACAGUUCUGCACCAUGACCUUUCCUGUCUCCCAAGUUCCCUGACUCAAAGGAGGCACUCUCUGCCCAGCGGGCUCCUCUCCAGUUUCUUUUGCAGAGCUUCCAGCAGAGCAUACCUGACUCCAGAGGAUUAAGAAACAGGUAUUUGCAGAGGAAACAUCUCCUCACUUUGGUCUUUUGUUUCUAAGAGAUACCACAUUAAUUCAGAGCUCUGGGGAACCUCUGCAGUCCCCUUCUAUAGAUUUCUGUACUGCUGCCUCACCACUUCCCACCUACUUCUUUCCAUCCUGUUCCCAAUCCAAGAGCUCAGCCACAGAGUACAGUUACAUCACCACCUCAGGAGUCUGGGUGAAAAGGCUCAUUUGAACACCUUGUCAUCAUCUCUUCUCCCACAUGCCCAUGGCUGGCAGAGCUCUGUGCACCAGGGCAUCUCAGCACCAGGGAAUUAGUGCUUGUGGGCCACACCUCUGUCACAGAGCCGAGGGUUUGGACUUGUAAAACUGUGUUUCCUGUCAGAUGUACAGCUUUCCCAAACUGCAUUUCUUUUCCAGCAGAGGGUUUUACGUGUUUCCCAACGUAUGCCUGCGAGUCUUUAUGGAUGAUGUUGCCAAGUCUUAAUUAUAGUUCUCCACACAAGUGUAAUGGGGAGAUUUAUGUAGCACAUGGGAAAAGUACACCUGUCAUUCAGAUUUUCUAAGCCUGUGCAGCUUGUUCAAUGUUCCACUCCCCUUUUGUGUCAGCAGAAUGACAUGGCUGCAAUUUCCAUGGCAAAAAAGAGGCACAAAACCAGACCAGCUCGAGCCAAACUGGCUCACGAUGUGGAAUUGGAAACUGCUUAUGACAAUGAAAUCCCUGACUUCUGUUGGUGUCCCCUGAAGCUGCCAGGAAUUUAAGCAUCUUUAAGUAAUUGUUGUGACUCAGUAAGAAUCCUCUGGCAGGAGCUGCUGGACAGCCACGACAAGGAAGUAGGACAGCCAGUAGGGUGUAGGCCAGAUCAAAUUCUCCUGCCCUCGUCUUGCCCUGCUUUUUGAACUGGUGUUUCCCUUGGCAGAAGGAAGGCUGCAUGUGAUUCAUGUUGCUUGAAGUUUCCACUGGCAUUGACAGGGGUAGAAGAUGACCAGCUGAGCUAAAUUCAGGCUGCUUGCUGGGUGAUGUGUGUCCAUAGGACCCAGACUCUCAUAUUUCCAGUGCUCCAAGAAGAGCUCUCUGCCUGGAAACAGCCCAUCUGAGAGGGGGCCCAAGAACAAAAUAAUAGUUAAAAAACAGAAUUUCAAAGUAGCUGUAAGUCCCUGUCCAUAUGUAAAGGAUAGGUAUUUGCCAGCAAAGCAUGAUAUUUGCUGGGCAGUGGGAGGAUUCCUCAGCAGAAAGGGGACAGAGGUAUCUUAGUGCCCAGGUUGGUUGUCAGCAUGGACAUCCAGCCAGUAUAGCUGCACUUUUUCUCUAGGUUUAGCUGUAAAUUGCUCACAAGCAUCCUUGUAGAGAAGGGUUAUGUUUUUAAAACCAUUGUUAACGAUCCCCUGCUUCAGCCUGAGAAAAGCACUUCUGUAUUGCCUGAUUUUUGAACAUUCAACUCCACAGAAGUUUAUUUUCUCACUCUUGCGCCAUCUAGAUGGGGGGAGGGGGGGCAUGGAAUCAGAUCCUAUUGUGUCUGUGUCAACAGCAUUGUAUGAACAAUGCAGCCUAAUAGGAGCAAAAGCGGGUUCCUCUUCACACACUCCUGCUGAUGAUCAACCACUGUAGUGUGGGAUAUUGAAGAGCUGUUGAGACAAUUGUACUUUUGCUCUCUAAAGGUAUACUGAAAUUAGAUGUGCAAUUCUGAUAACCCUUCUCAUUCUCUUGAAUUAUUUCUGGCUUUUUAUUUUUACAGUCUCCAGAUAAGCAUGAAGUGAAGCUGGUGGUUUUUUGGCUUUAAGAUGUGAGACAGGAGUGUUGUCUAUCUUUCUACAGCAGCAAGGGAGUAUUUCAAUGUUGAAAACCCAGGUUAGGAUUCUUGUGCCUGCUCUGUUCAAAAUGCACUCCCUUUUUUGUUUUGCUUGAGCUUCUUACUGGAACUCAACACUGAAGCUAAACUAUUUAUCAUCAUCACCUUCCUUUAAAAUGGCUGCUUCCACUCUAUGCUCAGUAUCACUUUUCUUCACAAAGUGUUGGUGUUGAGAGGACAUUCCUCUCUCCUGAAAACAAAAUGUUGGGUCCCCUACUUUCAAAUACACUUGUCUCUGAAGAAAAACCUGUGUAACAAGUAACAAUACAUUUAUAUUGCAAUAUUUUAACCUGGUACCUGUUGUUGCUCUAGCAGCAUUCAAUGUUUCAGUGGUCUGCCUUUGAAGCAAGUAGGCUAAAACAGGGGUUAUGUGUGAGUACAAAGCAUGGUCUGUGUGUGUGUGAGUGUGCUGUGGGUGAGUGUGUGGGUAUUUGCACAUGAGUUUUCCUACCAGUGAUCAUUUGUGAGUGAUUGUAACUCACAUUGAGUCUUGUCUCUGGAAGUUCACAGUUAUAUAUAUCAAACCAGUUAGAACACUGCUUCCUUUCCUCUCCUCCUAUAGUACUUGUUAUCCUUUGUCAUUAAGAGUUUUGUUGUAAUAUCUAAAUGUGAAAAUGAAUAAAGUCAUAACUGGCA